AUGGCAAGCUUUGCUGGGCGGAUUGAGGACCACCACCAUGCAUUCUUCUCUCCUCCGUCUAUGUACCCGUCUGCUGCCGCGACAACAUCAUCUUCAGGUCCUAGCCUUCCUCAAGAGUAUCUGUUUCAGAUGGCACAUCAGCCUCAGAUGAUGAUGAGAAACGACGGAGGAGGCGACAGGGUUUAUACGUCGAUGCUUUGGGCGGUUUUUGGCGGUAAAAAGUUCCUUGCUUUGCUUAUAAUUUACGUUUUGCCGUGUCACCAAAUCACCACCACGCUUGGAUUGUUACGUUUCGGAUCUCUAAUAGAGAAUGCGAUUCCUCCAUUGUUGAUUGAGGACUUACUCUCCUCUCGGUUCCAGAAGCUUCGAGAAUUUGAGGUUACGAAAGAGUGCAAACUGAUAGAACAGAUUGUGAUGAUGUGCCGGCUGCUUGUGGAGCUGCAGAGCUACAAUGCAAGCUGACGUGUGUCCACAGAAUCACUUUGUAGAACCUGCUGGGGAUAUGGGGAUCGGUUUGGAGGUUGGGAAUAGCUCGAAACAGCAGAACAAGUUUACGGUAGAGGACACUGUUGUGCAUCAUCAAGCGAAUCGCAGAACAAAGCAUCCUGAAAGGGUGAGAGUGAGAGCUGGUGUUG
This is a messenger RNA of Fragaria vesca subsp. vesca, 635 nucleotides long. RefSeq lists its product as uncharacterized. NCBI's taxonomy places the organism in Eukaryota, Viridiplantae, Streptophyta, Magnoliopsida, Rosales, Rosaceae. The record is from RefSeq and is a predicted model, not a curated record. The coding region runs from base 1 to 462 and encodes 153 amino acids. The transcript has 3 exons.